Messenger RNA from Cutaneotrichosporon oleaginosum, 1335 nucleotides. RefSeq lists its product as uncharacterized. Gene Ontology annotation, molecular function: protein binding. Lineage: Eukaryota; Fungi; Basidiomycota; Tremellomycetes; Trichosporonales; Trichosporonaceae. Gene Ontology annotation, cellular component: proteasome regulatory particle. The record is from RefSeq and is a predicted model, not a curated record. Gene Ontology annotation, biological process: proteasome-mediated ubiquitin-dependent protein catabolic process.
CACAACCACGUGAAUUACACGUGGUCAUUAAGGCGACGCGUCGUUGCGUCAGUCCUCCCGUCAUGUUCAAGUGAACAAGGAAAGGGCUCGCUCAACAACAACACCUCCCUCAUCAACCACCUCUCAGCCAUGGCCGAUGACAGUGUGCCCCAACCCUUUCCCAACCUUCAGGUUUCCCAGUGGCACUACCAGGUUGCCAAUGUCGAGCGCUUGAGGGAUGAGGCGAGCUCGUCACUGUGGAAGGCAAUCGAGCAGGAUGAAAUGGCGCCCUACGUGCGGGCCAACAACCUGAAGCCUCCCAGCGAGGACCUUCUCCCCAAACUGGAGAAGCGUAACGCUGAAGAGCUUGAGUCACUCGACACAAAGCUGAAAGAUGCGGAAGAGAAUCUCGGCGAGAGUGAGAUUUCAGAACUGUUGCGAUCCAAGGCCAUGUACCUGUGUCGUAUCGGUAACAAGGAGGCUGCGAUCCCCGCACUUGAGACAGCUCUGGAGAAGACGACCGGCCUCGGAGCUCGCAUCGACCUCGUUCUUGCCAUGGUCCGGAUGGGGUUGUUCAGUGCCGACACCCAGCUCGUAGUCAGCAACAUUGCUCGGGCCUCCGACCUGAUCGACUCUGGGGGCGACUGGGACCGUCGCAAUCGCCUCAAGGUCUACCGCGCUAUCCACUGCAUGUCCAUCCGUGACUUCAAGGAAGCAGCCGAGCUGCUCAUCGACUCCCUGUCGACUUUUACUGCCACCGAGCUCAUGACUUACGAGGACUUUGUCGCCCUCGCCGUGCUUGCCGCUGCGGUGGGAUGCGACCGCAAGACCCUCAAAGCCAAGAUUCUUUCGAGCUCAGAAGUGACGGGGUGUCUCUCAUCCAUUACUGAACUGCACGCCCUAGUCGAGUCGCUUUACAAGUCGAGUUACGCGGCGUUUUUCGUUGCCCUCGCCAACGUGGAGCAACGCUAUCUUUUCACCAACCCAAUUCUUGCACCCCACGCUCGCUACUACAUCCGCGAAAUGCGCAUCAAGGCGUACCAGCAGCUUUUGGAGAGCUAUCGUAGCUUGACUCUGGAGCGAAUGAGCCGCUCCUUUGGCGUUAGCGAGGCUUUCAUUGACCGCGACCUGUCACGCUUCAUUGCCAGCGGGCGUAUUGCCUGUACGAUUGACAAGGUCAGCGGUGUCAUCACCACGGACAAGCUGUCGUCGCAGAACAAGACCGCACUCUACGAGCAGUUUCUGAAGCAGGGAGACCUCCUGUUGAGUGACAUGCACAAGCUUCACCGCGUUGUUGGCUAGAUGAUAUAGGCAUCGGCAGUAAGAUGUUGCAUAGGCAGAUGCAUCCGUAGGCAG